GCACCACACACCAGUGGUCUUCACUCUGCGAGGCAAUAAACUCACGGCAAUGGCUGGUGGUUCAAAGAAACGGAGGCGAGUUAAGAAGAAAAGGGGGAAAAGGAAGCACGAGAAAGAAGGGAUUACUCCUUUGAAUGUGAAGUAUUGGCUUCAAAGAUACAAACUUUUCUCCAGAUAUGAUGAGGGUAUUAGAAUGGACGAGGAAGGAUGGUAUUCUGUUACUCCUGAAGAGAUUGCAAUUGGGCAUGCAGAUAGGUGUGGUGGGGGACUUGUCAUUGACUGCUUUUCGGGUGUGGGCGGCAAUGCCAUCCAAUUUGCUAGAUUGUGCCAAUUUGUUAUUGCUAUAGACAUUGACCCUCGAAAAGUUGUAAUGGCUUUCAAUAAUGCAAGUAUAUAUGGAGUGGAAGAUUAUAUUGAUUUUAUUAUUGGAGACUUUUUCCAACUUGCUCCUUACUUGAAGGGGGAUGUAGUAUUUGUUUCACCACCGUGGGGGGUUCCAUCAUAUAAAACAAUCCAGAGUUUCACCAUGGAUUUGCUGAAGCCAAAAGAUGGAUACUCAAUAUUUCAAGCUGCUCAGAGGAUAACGCCGAAUAUCAUUAUGUUUUUGCCUCGGAAUGUGAACCUAAAUCAAGUUGAGGAACUUUCAUGGUUGUCUUCUCCUCCUUUGAUGCUUGAGAUAGAAGAAAACUACUUGGAAGGCUAUUUCAAGGGAAUAACUGUCUACUUUGGCGCUUCUGCACACAGAAGUUCUGGGUGGGGACCAUCUGGAUGGCAGAUACCAACUAGUUUUGGAAGGAGAUAUACUGGUAUGGUGGCUGAGAUUAAAGGAUUGACUUUGUCUGAGGGAACAGAUAAAGUUUUGUAUUGUGGCAGUCAGGGGGCUCCUCAAUCAAUAAAAGCUACUACUUGUCAAUUGAUGACAUUCCAGCCAGGUUCAUAGAGUUCCUUGGUUUAGAUUGGUGUGGCAUUCUGGUGGGAUUUUGAGGCACCCGUUUAUAAUUUUAUAGAUGCUAGUGAAAGGUCUGUUAAAGACAAAGGAUAGGUACUGAAUUGCAGAGGUAUGAGUUUGAGCUUAAAUUGCUUGUUGUGUGAUUCCGUGGAGGUAUCAUACAAGUAUCUCUUUUUGAAUGCCCUUCUAAUCCAUGAUAAAUCUCUAACUUUAAA
Messenger RNA from Rubroshorea leprosula, 1164 nucleotides. The record is from the annotation of a GenBank genome assembly. NCBI's taxonomy places the organism in Eukaryota, Viridiplantae, Streptophyta, Magnoliopsida, Malvales, Dipterocarpaceae.